Messenger RNA from Paramecium tetraurelia, 1776 nucleotides. RefSeq lists its product as uncharacterized. Gene Ontology annotation, biological process: protein dephosphorylation. Gene Ontology annotation, cellular component: cytoplasm; protein phosphatase type 2A complex. Gene Ontology annotation, molecular function: protein phosphatase regulator activity; protein binding. The record is from RefSeq and is a predicted model, not a curated record. NCBI's taxonomy places the organism in Eukaryota, Ciliophora, Oligohymenophorea, Peniculida, Parameciidae. The transcript is spliced from 9 exons.
AUAAAUCUUAUUUAAUUAUGAGCGAAAAUCCAUUUGAGGUCUUAAAAGAAGACAUGGAAAAUGAAGAAGUUUAUUUAAAAGUAAAUGCGAUGCAUAGGGUGAGAGUUGUAGCCACUUUGUUGGGUAGUGAUAAAAUAAAGUCAUAAUUAAUACCAUAUUUUGAAACUCUGUUAAAGAAAGAAGACGAUGAAGUACUUUUCGCAUUGGCUGAAGAAUUGGGAACUAUUGCUUAAAUCAUCCCAAAUUAAUCAUCAUGCCUCUUGGCAUUGCUUGAAUAAUUGGCAGGCUUCGAUGAAACUGUGGUAAGAGAACAAGCUGUGAGAUCCAUCACAAUUGUAUGUGGAUUUUUGGGAGACAACGAAAUAGCCAACACUAUUGUACCAAUGAUUAUUAGAUUAGCUUCAAAUGAUACUAACUUUACAUGUCGUGUGUCAGCAGUCAGUUUGAUGUGUCCAUUGUAUGCCAGAGCAGGCAAUCAGAAGGAGAAAAUUAGAUAAAAGUUUACUGAGUUAUGCAGUGAGGAAACACCAAUGGUAAGGAGAGCUGUGGCUACUAAAAUUGGGGAAAUUGCUUAAUUUAUGGAUAAGAUCCAUGUGAUUCAGGAUUUGAUUCCUGUAUUAAAACAACUUUGCCAAGAUGAAUAGGAUUAAGUUAGAUUAUUGUGCAUGGAAAGUUUAAUGAAUAUAGCAAAGAUCUUAAAUAGUGGGGAGAAUAAGACCAAUAUUUUACCUCUUAUUAUUUAAUCAGCUGAAGAUAAAUCAUGGAGAGUGAGAUUGGCAUUGUCUAAAAUAUUUGCAGAUUUAGCAGAAGCUGUGGGCAAGGAAAUUGCAGACUCCUCACUUAUUUAGAUAUUCUCUAAUUUGUUAAAAGACGUAGAAUGUGAUGUCAGAGUCAUUGCAGUCAAAAGUUUGGCUAGAUUCAUCAAGUUUGUGUCACCAGAAAAAUUAAAUUUGAUAGUCCCACUUUUGUAACUCUUAGCGAAGGAUCCAUUCUCAUAAGUUAAAUAAAAUGCCUGUGAAGUCAUUGGUCAGAUUGCUUCACUUUUGCCAAAAGAAUACAGUCAAAGCAAAUUAUAACAAUAUUUAAUUGAAUUGAUGGCAGAUGACAAUUAGGAUGUAAGACGAAAUGCAGCCAAAUCUGCAGGGCAAUUUGCAGCUGCCAUUGGUCCAGAGGCUUUGAAUCAAUUUGUUCCUUUUCUCAAAAAAUGUAUGGAUGAUCCAAAAUGGAGAGUUAGAAAGGAGACUAUGCAAACUAUCAUUUAAUUGGCCUUGACUGUUAAGAAUCCUGAUGUCUUUAAUAAGCAAUUGGAAUCAGUUUUUGUAAUGUUUUUAAAAGAUAGAGCAGCUGAAGUGAGAUCUAUGGGAUUAAGCUAAUUGCCUGCUUUGAUUGCUACUUACAAGUAAGAGUGGGCUGUGGGCAACUUCUUAUCCAAAUGUGUGGAAACCUUAUCUAAGGAUGUUGGAUCACUCUAUCGAAUCAAUGCACUUUAUGCAAUCCAAUAAAUUUCUUUUGCCGUUGAUGGCCCAGUUGCUUAGGAUAGAUUAUGGCCCAUCGUAUAGAAGUGCUUGAAAGACACUGUUCCCAAUAUAAGAUUUGUCAGCAUCAGGGUUGCUAAAUCUUUGUCAAAGAAAAUUGAUAACUAAUAAACUUUGAAUCAAAUUAAAUAAGCAAUUAAUGAAUUAGUCGAAGACCCAGAUAGAGAUGUUAAAUUUUAUGCAUAAGAAGCGUUAUAAAAUUGAAUGUCCAAAAUAAUAUAUAUAUAAUUAUAUAAUUAUA